Molecule: messenger RNA, 504 nt
Organism: Vicia faba (fava bean)
Lineage: Eukaryota; Viridiplantae; Streptophyta; Magnoliopsida; Fabales; Fabaceae
Source: the annotation of a GenBank genome assembly
AUGGUUGAUGUUCUAAGCCCUUUCACAAUCACAUCGCCUCCUCCACCAUCUCCUUUAUCAAACCAAGACAACACCAUACCCAUGUUAUACUAUAGUCUUGUAGUGAUGGGAGUUGCAGCUAUAGUUUUAGCAAUUUACAACAUCAUCAUCAUCAAACGUCGCAAUAGAAACCACAAUAAUCAAGCACAAUCCACAAGAGAAAAUCUUAGUAAUACGAGGUUUGAAAACCAACAAAGAAACUUGCUUUCAAGCUUCAAGUAUAGGAAGGAAGUGGUUACAAAAGAAGAAGGAGAAAAGGGUUAUGAUGAAUAUGAAUGUUCGGUUUGUUUAUCGGUUUAUGAAGAAGGAGAAGAUGUUAGGAAGCUACCAAGGUGUAAACAUAGUUUUCAUGCGGUUUGUAUAGAUAUGUGGCUUUAUUCUCAUUUUGAUUGUCCAAUUUGUAGAACACCUGUUGGUUCUUUUUGUGAUGGGAUGAAUGAAUCUGGUGGUAGCAUCUCUGUUUGA